This is a messenger RNA of Artibeus jamaicensis (Jamaican fruit-eating bat), 1673 nucleotides long. RefSeq names its product distal-less homeobox 4 (gene DLX4). The transcript has 3 exons. Lineage: Eukaryota; Metazoa; Chordata; Mammalia; Chiroptera; Phyllostomidae. Gene Ontology annotation, molecular function: DNA-binding transcription factor activity, RNA polymerase II-specific; RNA polymerase II cis-regulatory region sequence-specific DNA binding. Gene Ontology annotation, biological process: negative regulation of transcription by RNA polymerase II; embryo development; cell differentiation. The record is from RefSeq and is a predicted model, not a curated record. Bases 60 to 764 code for a protein of 234 amino acids.
AGCGGACUACGUGCCGUGCCGGGCCAUGGCCUAGGCCCUUCUGCCCGGCCCCGGCCGCAAUGUCCUCUUUGCCCUGCCCCCUCCCUGGCAGGGACGCUUCCAAAGCCGUCUUCCCGGACAUCGCCCCCGUGCCAUCUGCAGUGGCUCCCUACCCUCUAGGCCUGUCCCCCGCAACCGCAGCCGCCUCCGAUUUGCCCUACUCUGGGCCAUACGGCCACCUCCUGCCCUAUCCCUACACCGGGCCGGCGACGCCCUCAGACGCUUACCUACCUGGCCAGCAACCUACGGCGCCCUCUCAGCCCUCUCAGCAGGAGCGGGAAGCAGAUGCAGAGAAGCCGUCGCUAUCCCCGGAGCCCUUGGAGCGGCUCCCGCAGGCCCCGACCAAAAAGCUGCGCAAGCCUAGGACCAUCUACUCGAGCCUGCAGCUGCAGCACCUAAACAAGCGUUUCCAGCACACGCAGUACCUGGCGCUGCCUGAGAGGGCCCAGUUGGCUGCACAGCUCGGCCUCACCCAGACCCAGGUAAAGAUCUGGUUUCAGAAUAAACGUUCCAAAUACAAGAAGCUCCUGAAGCAGAACUCCGGGGGACAGGAAGGGGAGUUGCUUAGUAGGCCCCUCUCCCUGUCUCCCUGCUCCACACCCCUGCCAUCCCUCUGGGAUCUACCCAAGGCAGGGGCCCUGCCUACUGGGGGCUAUGGCAAUAGCCUUGGAGCCUGGUAUCAGCAUCACUCCCCGGACGUUCUGGUUCCGCCUCAGUUGAUGUGAGCCUGGGCAUGGGUAGGUCAGUCCCCCAGCCCUCCUACAAAGCCCAGGACCCAGCCCACCUGCACCCCUUCUGGGCCUGGGGGACACCAGCUCCAGAUGGGUUUUCUCAGGAUGAUGGGGAGAAAAAAGGGUAGUAUGGAGCCCUGUUCCCUUUGCCCCAUAACCCAGACAGCCUAAUAAAAAACUUUGGUCUUAGCUACUGCCCCCCACCACUACCAUGGACGGUACACCUUCCCUCCAGCUGGUCAAAGGCUCUGGGGAGAGUCAUUGGCUGGAGUUCAGGCUGUUGCCAGGACCCCUGGUCUUGCCACCCCUUCUUUGAAAGGAUAACAGUUCCAUCAUAGCCUGGGGCCAAAACCAGCAAGAAACACUGAAUGUUUUUCCUCUGUGUGCCUUGGGUCUUGCCCAACCCAUUUGCGGAGCGAGAACGGAAGUGAAGUAUGUAUCCAGUCUUCCAAUGGACGGCCAUGAGGCCCCACCCACCGAUUGUUCCUGGAGGUCAGUCCGUCACCCCAUAACUGAUACACCUACUUACCCUCCUGUGAGGGAGGGGAAUGCUGAAAAUGUGGAGUUUGUAGACCUCUGAGUAAUUUAUGUUCUCUUCCUUAAAAAGCCCUCUUUUCCCCAUCUACCAUUUUGAGUAGGCAGUGGAUCCAAUUAUCCUUAUAAUUCAAUGGCUACUUAUUAAUUACCCCCCACAAUACAUAACAACCCACAUGUACAUACUCUUGGGAAACACAGUAGGGUAACAUUUUGGGCAAAAAGGGGACAAAUAGGCUCUCUAGAUGAGUGUAAGUAGAGACACCCCAAAUAGGUGGGGCGGGCCCAACAAUUCGGCUUUUUAUGGUUGUCUCUCUCUAAAUGAAAUACUCCCGCAUUUAACCAGUUGGACUAGCAUCCCCAAUCUCU